Messenger RNA from Sphenostylis stenocarpa, 1647 nucleotides. Lineage: Eukaryota; Viridiplantae; Streptophyta; Magnoliopsida; Fabales; Fabaceae. The record is from the annotation of a GenBank genome assembly.
AUGAGCAAGGCGGGACAAUCUCUGAAAUGGGUUCACCAGUGCAACGAUUUGAGAUCCUUCAAGCAAAUCCAUGCGCAUCUAUUGACUUCUGCCCUUGUUGCCAAUGACUUGGUUGUUACCAAAGCUGCAAUUUUUUUGGGAAAACAUGUAACUGAUGUAGACUACCCUUGCAAUUUCCUGAAGCAAUUUGAUUGGAGUUUGAGCUCUUUUCCUUGUAAUUUGCUGAUUUCUGGCUAUGUCUCUGGCCACUCACCCUGGCUUGGAAUACUGAUUUAUAGAUGGACUGUUAGGAAUGGUUUUGUGCCUGAUGUGUACACUAUCCCAGCAGUUUUAAAAUCUUGUGCUAAGUUUUCUGGGACUGGAGAGGUUAAACAAUUUCAUCCUCUAACUGUUAAGACUGGUUUGUGGUGCGACAAUUAUGUGCAAAACACUCUUGUCCAUGUCUAUAGCAUUUCUGGGGACAUUGUUUGUGCUGGCAAGGUGUUUGAUGACAUGCUUGUGAGAGACGUGGUCUCUUGGACUGGUUUGAUAUCUGGGUAUGUCAAGGCUGGGUUGUUUAAUGAGGCCAUUGGAUUGUUUUUGAGGAUGGAUGUGGAACCUAAUGUAGCAACCUUUGUCAGCAUUCUUGGGGCUUGUGGGAAAUUGGGGUGUUUAAAUUUGGGGAGAGGGAUUCAUGGGUUGGGUCUGAAAUGUCUAUAUGUGAAGGAGUUGGUGGUAUGCAAUGCUGUGUUGGAUAUGUAUAUGAGGUGUGAGUCUGUUACUGAUGCAAGGCAAAUGUUUGAUGAGAUACCUGAGAAAGAUAUUAUUUCUUGGACUAGCAUGAUAAGCGGGUUAGUGCAACGUCAGUGUCCCAGGGAAUCACUAGACUUGUUCUGUCAAAUGCUGGUCUCAGGUUUUGAGCCAGAUGGAGUUUUACUGACUUGUGUGCUUUCUGCUUGUGCCAGCCUUGGGCUUCUUGACUAUGGCAGAUGGGUACAUGAAUACAUUGAUAGUCAUGUUAUCAAGUGGGAUGUUCAUAUAGGAACUGCAUUGGUUGACAUGUAUGCAAAGUGUGGUUACAUAGACAUGGCACAGCGUAUUUUCAGUGGAAUGCCUUCCAGAAAUAUCCGUACUUGGAAUGCCUAUAUAGCUUGCUGCCAUUCUGGUUUGGUCAGUGAAGGCCUGAAGUAUUUUAAUGAGAUGUCAAGUCCCCUCUACGAUCUUUCUCCCUGGUUAGAACACUAUGGAUGCAUGGUUGAUUUACUCUGCAGAGCUGGACAGGUAGGGGAAGCUGUGGAGUUAAUAAAGACAAUGCCCAUGCCCCCUGAUGUGCAGAUCAUAGGAGCUCUUUUGAGUGCCUGUAAUACAUAUGGGAAUGUUGGAUUUACCCAUGAAAUGUUGAAAUCACUGCAAAAUUUUGAAUUCCAAGAUAGUGGCAUAUACGUGCUUUUUUCUAAUCUGUAUGCCACUAACAAGAAAUGGGCUGAUGUGCGAAGUGUUAGGAGAUUGAUGAAGCAGAAAGGAAUAAGCAAGGAACCUGGUUCUAGCCUUAUAAGGGUGGAUGGUAAGAGUCAUGAAUUUUUAGUUGGAGAUAAUAGUCAUCCUCAAAUUGAGGAUAUUCACAGUGUUGAUGAUCCAGCAGAGACAACUGAUGCAACUGGUUCGUAA